AUGGACCAGUCAUGGCCACUCCAGUCAUAUGGCGACCUGCCGCUCGUCCACUGGGAAGAUGUCAACCAAGAUGCCCCGACACUCGCCCGAAACUACCUACCCAUACAGCAGUCGGCAGCCUCCGAUAUUACCUCUCUUUCAACCCGCUCCUAUCCUCCAUCCGAAUCAUAUAUCUCAGAAAUACCUCAAAAUCAGGAAUCAUGCUUGCCUAGCGACGCAGUCCCGGCAGAUCAUUCUCACCGACAGAGGACAGCAGAAACUCUUCUUUCCAAAUCGACACCUCGGCGUUCUGUGAAAUCACAGGGACGGCAAACUAAGACGGGUGCUUCGUCAAUCCAAAAACCUGGAAAACCGCGCGCAACUGUUACGAAAUCACCAAAUGAUAGUCCUGAUGAGCGCCGUCGCACGCAGCUCCGCCUAGCACAACGUGCGUAUCGCACUCGCCAGCAAGCGACAAUCAAAGGCCUAGGAAAUCGCAUUUCCCACCUGGAGACCAUUUUGGAAAGCAUGAGCUCUACUGUUCUAUCUUUCAGUGAGAAAUUAGUUGAAUCUGGGGUGCUGGAGUCUUAUUCUGGCUUGACAGUGAGUCUACGUGAUACUAUGAAGAUCUUUCUUUCAUUAGCAUCCGAGGCAAGCCCUGACGCUAGGCCACGAGUUCCUGAUGAGCAUUUACAAACCGAAGAAGAGGAAGAGUCGUCCCCGUCUUUACAUCUUGCAACGACGACGCGCUCGCUACCCAGUAUCUCUCUCACUGCACCUUUGGAUCACAACAGGUCUCAUUUCACUAGUGCUGGUGUUCCACGCACCGUCAAUUCAUCGGCAACUUCUUUCAUAGUACUGUCCGAUUUUAUUGAAAGACUGAACACGGAAGCCCUCUACCAGUCAUAUCUGGCCUUAUCUAACCAGGCUAUUGGGCUGGAUCAACUUCAAAGGCCAUUUGGUUUCAUUCUAAGUAUGCUUGAUCGCGAAACCGUGGCGUCUUACGCCAAAGCAGAACUAGACGCCAUAGUAAACCAAAAGCCAUUAGAAGGCUGGGAAAGAGUGCCCUUGUUCAGCUUGGGCGGUGCAGGAACUCAUUAUCCAGGGCCGCCCUCCCUGCAAGCCCAAAGCGAAGGCCUCCCUUCCUAUUCCUAUCGAAGAUGGGGCAUAGUUGAGGAGCCUUUAGCUCUGGUUGCGUCUGAUAUACAAAAGGAUCUAGAAGGGGACUGGUUUGACCUACAUGAUCUGGAAGGAUUUCUCCGGGAUAAAGAUUUGCUUCUGCUUUUGCCUACUGAUGAGCCAAGGAAAAGCUCAUCAACGCAGACCAUCAAUGUCGCUCGUCUUAUACCAGGUAUUUUUGUGCCCUGCUAUAUCAGUCGACGGAGUUUUCUGACUUUAAUAGCAUUAAUCAGCAGGGGAGUUUGCCUGGGUCGCACGCCUGGUUUUCAACGCGGGGACGUAGAGAAAGCCCUGCAAUUUUCAACUAUAUCAUGA
Messenger RNA from Penicillium antarcticum, 1473 nucleotides. Its product is annotated as bZIP transcription factor. Gene Ontology annotation, molecular function: DNA-binding transcription factor activity. Bases 1 to 1473 code for a protein of 490 amino acids. The transcript has 2 exons. NCBI's taxonomy places the organism in Eukaryota, Fungi, Ascomycota, Eurotiomycetes, Eurotiales, Aspergillaceae. Gene Ontology annotation, biological process: regulation of DNA-templated transcription. The record is from RefSeq and is a predicted model, not a curated record.